Messenger RNA from Varanus komodoensis (Komodo dragon), 4356 nucleotides. RefSeq names its product cysteinyl leukotriene receptor 1 (gene CYSLTR1). Gene Ontology annotation, molecular function: leukotriene receptor activity. NCBI's taxonomy places the organism in Eukaryota, Metazoa, Chordata, Lepidosauria, Squamata, Varanidae. Gene Ontology annotation, cellular component: plasma membrane. The transcript is spliced from 2 exons. The record is from RefSeq and is a predicted model, not a curated record. Bases 688 to 1698 code for a protein of 336 amino acids. Gene Ontology annotation, biological process: G protein-coupled receptor signaling pathway.
GCCCUCAAUUGUUCCCAGCAUCAGGAUCUUCUCCAGGGAGUCCUUCCUUCUCAUUUGGUGGCCAGAGUAUUUGAGUUUCAUCUUCACUAUCUGGCCUUCUAAAGAGCAGUCAGUCAGGUUCAAAUAUCAGUAAGAUAUUUAAGAGUGGUGUUUCCAUCUUUUUGGUAAGGCAAACUGCACAGCAGCCAGGAAGCCAUCCAAAGUUCAGAUGGGGUGGAACCAGAAAAAGAGUGUGGUAUUCUAGGCAAGAGUGUCAUAAUUUUGGGCCAUCACUUCAGUCAUGGCAACCAGCUGAGAGUGAGCUUUAAUGCUGGGACAGAGUGUUCAGAUCCGAACGUUGGAGGGUCCAGUCCUGGACUGUGGCAGAGCUUGCAUUUUCCGCACUCCCGGGACGGAGCACUGCAAUGCAGACUUGACUUGUGGAAGGGAGGGUUCUAUCCGGGCGACGCAUGGACUGAGCUGUGGAGCUGAAUGGUGAGGACAGUCCUCCUUUUGAGGGACCGUCAAAGAGCAGUGCGCUGUGUGGGCAUGCGCUGUCUCUGAAUAGCUGUCCAGACUGAGUCUAGUUGAAAGACGAACAACCAUAAAAAUAAACAACAAUGGAAGUUUUCUUUUAUCAGCACUUGGCAACAGGCACCCGUUCUCCUGAAUGCAGUCUUUCCCACUGAGGAUCUGAGGUUGGAUUCCAUGGAUUCCAAAAACAACAGCUCAUCAUGCACCAUUGAGGAGUUCCGAAGUCAAGUGUAUCCCAUCACGUACUCCAUCACCUGUGUCCUGGGGCUUGUAGGGAACGGCUUUGUGCUGCUCGUCCUUAUAAAGACAUACCAGCAGAAGACAGCACUGCAAUUAUACAUGCUCAACCUGGCUCUUUCGGACUUGCUCUUCGUGUGCACACUGCCUCUGCGGGUGGUGUACUACUUAUACAAAGGGAACUGGUUUUUUGGGGACUUCCUGUGCCGGGUCAGCUCCUACACCCUGUAUGUCAACCUGUAUUGUAGCAUCUUCUUCAUGACGGCCAUGAGCUUCUUCCGUUGCGUUGCCAUUGUCUUCCCCAUCCAGAGCAUCCAUUUUAUAACAGAUAAAAAAGCCAGACUGGUCUGCAUUAGCAUCUGGGUCUUUGUGAUGCUCACUAGCUCACCAUUUUUGAUAAAUGGCUCCACAGUUGAUAACCAGACGCACAAGACCAAAUGCUUCGAGCCUCCCGAGGAAAAUGAAUUACAAAAGCUGUCAGUCCUCCAUUAUAUUGCAUUAAUUGUUGGCUUUAUUUUGCCCUUUGUUAUCAUUGCUGUCUGCUACACCAUGAUCAUAUGGACCUUGUUGAAAAAUUCAUGGCAGAAUAGAGACAACUCCCAUAAAAAAGCCAUCUGGAUGAUUCUCAUUGUGACCAUGGUGUUCCUGAUAAGUUUCACUCCGUAUCACAUCCAACGCACUAUCCACCUCUAUACUCUCAAAAAUAAUAAAUCCUGUGAGGAGCGCCUCUACAUGCAGAAAUCAGUCGUGAUAACCCUCUCCCUUGCAGCUUUCAACUGCUGUUUCGACCCGCUUCUCUAUUUCUUUGCUGGAAACAACUUUCGUAAAAGAGUUUCGACUUUACGAAAAGCUUCUGCCCCCAUCUCACCGCUGCAGCAGAGGAAUGUAUCCUUAAAGCCCACAGAGACUGUACUGGCUGAAACGAAGGUAGUCAAGGAGAGGAAAUAAAAGCUGUUCUCCUUGGCGGAAGCCGCCACCUUGUUGGUGGGACAGGCAGAAAGAAGAAUAUGCACUUUGUGCCUCUGUGGUUUAAGAAGGCCGCAGUGCGAAGCAACCCGGGACAGCCGCUGCCAUGACUCUUGGCUUCGCGUCUGUCUUGCCACCAGGGUCAUGUGGGCCAAAGAUGCAGAGCGAGCAGCUCUGGGAGAAAGCUACAUGCAUUGGCGGACUGUUCUAUGGAGGGAAGAUGUAAAGUGUGUGAGCCAGUGAUGCACUGAUGCACACAGUUCUCAGAUAUAUUCUUGUUUUAGAAAAAUCCUAGAAUAGCCGUUCACUAUCAUGCUUCUUCAGGUAUACAAGAGACUGCAGCCCUGUUUAGGCAUUAGACAUGAGUGGGGAAAGCUGUACCCAUGCAGGUCGUGGGCCUCACCCCACCGUCCCCAUUUCCACCCCAUUUACCCUCACCUUCCUACACUGGAGUCUCCAAUUCAAUUGGAAUUCACCUGGACGUGGUAGAAGCUUCCAGUGCUCCCAGGGCUGCUGGGAACUUGUGUUCAGGCCAGUAUGUGUCAAAGCCCCCUUUAGGCCUUCCUGUUUGUUCUCAUUAGGGCAGGGAGUCAGAGGGGAGGGCUCCAUGCCCCGGAUACCUGUUCACUCUCCUUGGUUCAGGGAUAAUUUCUGGAUGGAGCAACGGUGGAACCCUGGAAGAUGCACAGAAGAGGAGCACAUAGCCAGUACCACUGAUACAAGAAGACAUAACCAAGGGAAUCCCCCACUAUCCAGCCUUGCCGUAGCGAUGCUAAACAUGUAACUCAGGGGUGUGUCGUCUGUCUUUUGUGGGGUGGAUAGCAGAGAACUACCUCUGAAGCCAGAUGAGUCUUGGCAUUCACAGGACAAGUGUGAUGUUUUCCUCAAGGCACAGGAGUGAAAAGGGCAUCAGUUUAGGCAUGAAAAGGAUGGGAUAGGGACCUGGGUGUGCAUGCUUAAGGCUCCAGACAAGCUCCCACUGGGAGCAGGGGAUGGGUGAAAUUUUCUCCCCAUACCUAAGGCCUGCCUCUGCUGCUACUGGGACAAGCAUUGGACCAAUCCCAAAUGGAAGCACUUCCUAAACUAUUGUAGCAGGCCUAGCUCUUGGUGUUUCCUUCAUGCUGCAUCAGCCCCAGUGGGCAUGGCCGGUUCUUCAGAUUUAUGGAAGCUGUUGCCCCCCAUGUGGAGGGCCACAGCUUUCUGAACCCUGCUCUGGAGAUGGGGUUUCCCACACACACGCAUACACACCUGCCAUAAAGGGGCCGGCAUUUCCAUUCGGGAUGCAGCAGGGCAGUGAAGAAAGCAUGCGGAGGCUGCAGCAUGCAUUGGCCGUGCUCACAGCCUCAAGCUCUCCUCUGGACUCGUAAAAGCCCUGGGGUGCCUCCGGUUCACAGAACAAAUUUGGGCCACGGGACCUUGGGCAGGGACCGGCCCCUCCCCAAGCCCCACCCCCUGAAAUGGGGAGCUCAGGGAGACAGGACAUGCCCAGCGCCUUGGCAUCAUCGAACCCACAGAGGGCUGGGGAAGCCACUCAGUCCCAGCCCGUUAUAGCUCAGCACCUCCUGAGGUAGCUUCAAUGCACAUUCAGGGAACUUUGAACCCUCAUCCAUCAUUCAGGUACAUCCUAAAUGCUCACCGGCCUUUGUCAAAUCAUCCCAGAUUUGUCUGGGCUUUUCUCUCAUUACAGUUUAAUUUGCAAAAGCGCCCACUCCUAAAUACUCAGGGAGUCUCUUCAGCAUGUGCAAAUUAGAACCCCUGCGUCGAUCUUUUAGCGAGCCCUCCUGUAGGAUGGAUUGGCAAUCAUCUGCCUGUGUUCACUGUUAGAGGGAUUAAGUUCUUCGCUAAGGAAUGCAUGGGCCCACCUUACCCUGAGCCCAGCCUUUAGUCCAUGAGUGAGCCAGGUGUUGUCCUCCAGGUCCUGCACCAUUACCUGUGCCAUUUAGGACUGAUGGGAGUUGAAAGCCCAAACAUCUGGAAAGCCACAAGAGCUCAUGCCUGAACUAGCCCUCUGCUGCCAUUUCCACCCAUGUUUCUCCAAGUCUGGAAACUUCAAUUGGCCCAAAGGAGGGUGACCAGAUUGUUAAUGAGGACUGGCAGAUAUGACCAUGUAAAGCCAGUCCUCUGCCAUCUUCACUGGCUCCCAGUUGAGGUCCAGGCCCAAUUCAAGGUGUUAAUGCUUGUGCUCAAAGCCCUAAGUGGCUUGCGGCCAGGGUAUCUAAAGGAGAGCCUCUUCCCAUCUGAACCCAUCUCCCAUGGGUCAUCAUUGGAGAUCCUUUUGAAGGUGCCCCCUCCUGAGGAAAUAAGGAGGGUGGCCAUAAGAAGGGCCUUAUUGGAGUGGCACCCCAACUUUGGAAUCAGCUCCCCAGACAGGUUUGCCUGGUGCCUUCUUUGUAUUCCUUUUGGCACCAGGCAAAGGUCUUUUUAUUUUCCCAGUAUUUUGAUGGUUAGAAUGAAUUCAAUGGUUUUAAAUUUUAUUCCUGAUUAUUGAUUGUGGUUAUGCCUUGUAUGUUGAUGUGGUUUCUGUAAAGAGUGCUGCCAGCAUGGUUUUUAUGUGUUUGGCUGUUAGAUGUUAAUAUUGCUAUAUCAGUGUUUUAUUAUAUAUUGUUAUAUUAUUUGAAAUAAAUUUCUAUUUGUAACCCA